ACCUUCAGGGAGCUUUGCAACCCUGCAGCCUGCCUCAGGCAUUCACUGGAGGGGGGGAUUUGGGUGUUGUUUUGCUUUUCCCUGUACAAACAAGCCUGAUACAAAAAUAAGUCAAUGCAGUCAAUUUAAAUGAGCGGCGUUAUUCCGAUAGAGGAAUUUCUGUUCCGGUGGUUAUGAAAUACACCGCUUGCCUGCAACCAUACGGUAUUUCGGUCUGUAAUUUUAAAAACACACUCUCUUGUAAUACAUUUUUUAAACAGAUACCGGUUUUUAUGAAGCAGUACAUGAGUUGCUGAUGGAUAAAUCACCCAAGCAUGGUUAAAGAGACCCUAAUCUCCAGAUGGUACCAAAGCCUUUUAAUUGUAUCCUCUGACCUCCUCUCACCUGAGCCUGCAUUAAAAUCAUAACACAGUUCAAGUGUAAAAAUGAUAUAGUGUUUAUUCGCCCUGUUUAUUGGAGGGCAAACACACAGUUAAAUUCCUAUGCUGAAAAUUAGUGCGGCCGUUGGAAAAGGUUGAGUCAGACGAAGCGGCUCGCAGCAUUCCAUUCGCCCUGCUUUAUUCAGGCGGCCGUAGUGCAGGAGUUCCACGUCUUUGAACGAAGGAGGGAUGUGGGAAGGAGUGAGACGGGCUUUGGGCAGCAGGGCUCUGCAGCAGCCCUGCCUGGGAGGGAAGGGACCGACCCGCUUUGUCCCCAACCUGCAGGACGCACAAGGAGCAGGCACUGCCUGCACGGCGACCCAGGGCCAAACCCAUCAGCGCUUCAGAGCCCGGCCCGAGCUGCUGCCCACCGAGGGCUGCUCAGGGCAGUGACUGGGCUUUGCGGGCUCCUGAUUAUGGCAGUAAUUAAUUAUCCAUCGCCUUCUGGGGUUAUAAACACUAACAAAAUCCCACGUGGAACACAACUAUUAACUUCUGCAUCGAUGUAAGGAGCAAAGCGCUUCUCGGCGGCACCACUCAGGGUGUGGGGCAGGAGGGAGAAGCGGACAAACAAGCGGAGGAGGCCAACCUGAAUUACUGUGGAUGUAUUUACAGAGCCGGGUUAGCAGUUUUACUGCAGAUAUACCAGAUUAUGGAGAGAAUUGAAUAAUUUAUCCAGCAAUUUUCACAUAAGCAAUAUUAUUAAAAAUGAAGACAUGAAAAAAGAGGUUAGUUAUAGAGGGGAAUAUAUAUAGGCCAUGAAUAAAUGCAUUAGGCAGUGAGAAUAGUGAAUGUUUUAGUAGGUUUAGACUAGAUUAAAAAAAAACUGUAUUUGAUUUCAACGAAGUCCUAAAAUAUCUGCCUGGAAAUAAAGCACAGCUGCGAUCGGGCUGCAGUGCUCAGCAACGUGCACUGCAAUGCAUGCAGCAGGGCCCCAUCCCAGCAAGCUAAGACCUGUCCUGGCUGCAGCAGGAGCAGAGCAGAGCGGGACGAGGCAGCCUGAAGGCACCGCAGGGGCCUGCAUGGCACAGCCACGCCUGCCCCCAGGCCUCACAGGGCAGUGGGGAGGAGAUUUGGCCCAGCACAGAGGUUAUCUAAAUGGCAAAAGUCCACGGAAGUGCCUAUCUCUUUUCUAUUGGGUUCUGGGUUAUCUCUUGUCCUUCUGGUUAUCUUUCCUCCCCCUCUCGCACUUUGGCAGGGAGGCUGCAUGCUGAUGAGGCAGAAGCUGGUGAAGUCCCAAGCAUUCCCAGGCAGCAGUUUGGGAACAAGGGGCUGUUCCAAAGCUGAGCCCGCAGGAUUUCUCCCUGGGCAUGCAGCUUGGGGUGCUGCCUCCCCACAGCCCCGUGCCUGGCACCCCGUGCCCAUAUGCCAACACCUGGCUCCUGAGUGACCCUGUCCUAAACACGGCUCAACUGAAUUAGGAAAGCAUGCACAUGCAUCUACCAAUAUGGCCCCUCCCUCUUUUAUUCUUUGUUUUCAGAGGUAGCAACCCCAAAGCUCUUUCAGAUGCUCAGAUAGCUGUGAUAAAAUUGUCAGGGAAAAUCUGAAAGCACAGGCAUGAUUUUGGAAGCUCACACGACUUGGGCUCCCCUGCUUGUGUUUGUGUGCUGCUUUUGAGUGGUUUGCCCGCUAUCCCCUUACUCUGCCGGGACAGGACCUGCUGCCACACCCAGCCAUGAGCUCCCCAUUGGCAGCAGAGGUGCCCUCUCCUUCCACAGACACAAAGCCCAAGAGCAACACCAGUAAAACCCUGAGCACUGCCCAGCGUCCUGCAGGACAAGCGUGACAUGGAGCACAAGGCAGCACACCCCAGCCUGGAUGGGUGCUCCUCAGGCUGAGGGCAGACCCGGGGCUCAGCAUGGAGGAAUUACAGUAAGUCACUCUCUGAGCCAGCAAAUGGCAUUUGCACACACCACAGGUUUUUUCCUUUUUGCCAUUCGUGAGACAUUCAGAGAUGUUGUCUCUCUGUGGCUACCUUACUCUUAAUUUUAAGCAAAAAACAGAAGUGCUUGGCUGAACUGGGGGCCCCAGCAUCACAUGCUGAUUUUGAAACAAACAGAGUCUGAGACCAAGUUUUGCUUCCUCCCAAAACUGAUGCUGGACCAUGGCUGGUGUAGUGCCCAGAGCACUGGACUCAUUGGAUUCACAUUGAUGGAGUUGAUGGUUGCCAGGGGUUACACUGUGGCAUCAUCCCAUUGCAUCACCAUCCCAUUGCAUCACAUCCUCGUGCCAUGCCCUGCCAUCCCCUCCCAUUCUAUCCCAUCUAGUUCCAUGCCAUGCCAACCAUGUUCAGCCCCAUCCCAUCUGGCUCCUUGCAGCCCCGAGGGGAGGGUACAGCCAGGUGCCCAGAGCAUGCUGUGCACCUUUCAGCUACAACCGAGGAGUGACUUCAGUUUUCAAACACUGAAAUUUAGGAAACAGAAAUCAAAACACUGCAUCAUUAACGGUGACAAAAACGUACACAGCAGCAGCGUGCACCCCUUGCCAUUCACAAAACAUAUGCUAAUUGGAGGUAAACACCAUCUAUCCUUGACGAGACUCGUGAAGUCAGACGUGCCGUACGGAGAACACAAAGCUCCCGCUGCCACCCGGGCUGGCAGGCAGCACCCAGCCCGCAGCACUGCGGGUCCCCGAGCAGAUGUACAUAACAGAAAGCGGGCAGAGGGUGUGCGAUGGGCUCUGCUCCAUGAACAAUCCCCCCCUGACAAAGCAGAGCAGCUUGUGAACCCAGGAGGCUGCUGCAGGCCACAACUCAAAGCACAUGUCGAGGAGAGGCUGGAGGACCCGAGGCAACAAAAAAUAAAGAGUGGAAGAAAUCUCUUACACGCAUUGCAUCUUGAGCGUUUCACAUCAGAAAAGCACGAGCCAGUGGAUGUGAGCAGCAAGCUGUCAUUUUCCAGCAAGACCCUGAGCACCAGGGCCAUCUUCCAGCAACCAGUGGAUACAUCAAGAACCACACACCACUUCCAGCAAGUUACCUGUUCGCUGAAUGACAGCAAAGCUCCGCCUGGCCUGCGGCUGUAUCUGUGACCAUGCUGGUGACUUGUAGG
Molecule: messenger RNA, 3469 nt
Organism: Numida meleagris (helmeted guineafowl)
Lineage: Eukaryota; Metazoa; Chordata; Aves; Galliformes; Numididae
Exons: 2
Coding region: 2457-3449 (330 amino acids)
Source: RefSeq, a predicted model, not a curated record